ACGCGACGGUGCUAAUUUGCCAGCUGGGAUAAGGACGACAAAACACUAUGAAAGUGACUACCCUACUGUAUGAAUCGGCCUCGGAGUCUCUACCACUGCUCUCGUCUCUGUCUUUGCCACUCACAGACGCUAUUCAGUCGCAGCUCUGAACGUGUAGCUCUCGGUGUGUGUAGCGCUCCAUUGAUUGAUCUGUUCUGGAUUGACGCGCGCUGACGACGACCCCUAGAGGCUGGAGGAGGCACAUACCAGAACUGGACACGAUGGCCACGGACGAGAACGAGGUUCACGUGCUGCCAGGCUUCAUCCCCAUCUUCUGGUGCUUCGUGGCUGUAGGUAUCGUGCUCUUCUACUACUCACUGGGAUACGCCAAGAAAUACUCAACUACCGCCGCCUUCCUGCUCACUCCAUUCAUCUGCUUCAGCCUUGUGUUUGAUAAUGCCGUCAUGGCUACAACUGGAAUCGAUCGGCGACAUGCCAGCACUCAAGCAAUGUUAGCAUUCCACGCCUGUGUGACGCCUAUGCUGCUUCUGGUAUGCUAUGAACUGGCCUAUAUGGUGCACAAGCAUAAGUCUGUCAAUUUCUGCGGGAUCGCGUUCGAAAGUGGCCAUAGAGAACGUGGUAGUAGCUGUGCCAACGCAGGAGCAGCAUCAGCUCUGGCUAAACGACGCUGGUGGAUGUCAACGUGUCUACGCUUUAUCGUGUGGCUCGUGGGUUGUGCCUUAUUGGUACUAAAUCUACUGGUAGCGUAUCGCUGGACGUCGGACCUCUCGCUCGAGAUUACCAGUAUGUACGAGCUACAGGGGGACAGUACGGCACACGCGGUUUGUGCGAUUCUACCGGCUUUGAUACUGGUGGUUUUGGCUCUGUAUAUCGGCAUAAGACUGUGGAAUUAUGGCACCAAUUACUCGUACAUGGUACACGCCACGUGCUUCAAUCCGUGGAUCUGGAUGCUCGUGGGUGCAGUGGCGCUGCUUAUUGGGUAUUUGAUGCCGUCACCCAUCUUCGCGUUGUCUUCGAACGCGGGGGAGUUGGUGAUGAUGGCUACAAUCGUGCGGAUGUUCCGUGAAGUGCACCACGACAUGCAGCAGGGGCUUCAAUUCGGCGAGUUUAUCGAUCCUGAGGGCGCUGCUGCACGCAGACAAGGACCACAGAGUCCCAACGCACGCAGUCAAAGCCUCAGUUUGAGCAAGAGCUUGAGUCAUAGCAAGAUGGCUGCAGAGCAAUCAAAUGGCUACAUGGCCGUCACGACCCCCAAGGAGUCGGAAUUGCCUGCUACAUUCGCCAAUCGACUGCGUCGCGGGGAUGAAGAGGAAGGACAACCAAGUGCGAGUGCUGCUUACCUAUCCGUCGUCAUUGCUCGAGAGCAGACCAACCCGCUGUGUCAAUAGGAAAAAGAAGCAGGACCCUUUUUUGAUAUUUCAGAAAUCCCCACAUUGACACCCAAUGUACUUGUAGAAGAAGCCAACAAUCCACUUAUUCUUUUUGAGAAUACUUCUUCUAC
Phytophthora nicotianae INRA-310 is the source of this 1501-nucleotide messenger RNA. RefSeq lists its product as hypothetical. The transcript has 2 exons. Bases 261 to 1388 code for a protein of 375 amino acids. The record is from RefSeq and is a predicted model, not a curated record. Lineage: Eukaryota; Oomycota; Peronosporomycetes; Peronosporales; Peronosporaceae.